This is a messenger RNA of Seminavis robusta, 2424 nucleotides long. Lineage: Eukaryota; Bacillariophyta; Bacillariophyceae; Naviculales; Naviculaceae. The record is from the annotation of a GenBank genome assembly.
ACCGUUACGUUCGGUAUGGCUGCAACAUUAUUUCGGUCCGGACCAAGUCAUUUUUCCGAACGAAGGGUCAUUUGACACAACCAAAAAACUUGCAGUAUCCUCCCAUUGGCAUCAUCAAUCAUCAACCAUGGACCCCCCAACGGCAUCCUCCAAGCCAACAUCCUCCAAGUCGACUACGCCCUCCACAGGAAGCAGAGCGGGCAAAGCUUACUUGGUGUGUGCGACCAUUUUGUGUUCGCUUGGCUUGCUAGAAACGACAGGGUAUUGCAGAUCCAAUUCACGCCUUCAGAUUCCUUCGGUCUUCAAGUUGGAAGACACCAAUUCGUCGAGAUAUCACACGGCUCCUGGACCAUCCUCUGGCACUGCGACAUCAUCGUCUCAAGGAACUUCAUAUUGGACUCCUCCUUUGUCAGAUUUUGAAUUUUGUGAGUCCCACAAUUUUAUUCCUAUCAAAGAUGAUGAAGAGCUGGAAACAACCCAAACAGCGCGCCCUCGGUUUUCCAUGCAACCAAGUGACUUUGCGCCUCAAUCUACCAAGAUUUGCAGUACCACACAACAAGUGAAGGACGCAAUUCGCUACGGACUACGUGUCUUUGAUGAUCCCUCCAUUCAAACGCCGCUUCAAAAACGAUACGCGGGGGCCAAUUAUACCCCCUCCAAGUUCCUAUACCAUGACUGUGAUUUGCCCAUGCUACCACCUCCUCAACUCUGCGACACCAUCAAUCAAUUUUCCAAAAUCAUUUAUCAGGGCGAUUCCUUGUCACGUCAUGCGCAUUAUGGGCUCAUGAUGGCACUCUCCAAUGACUUGAUUCGAGGAUCUGCCAUUCAAGCUUGCCAAUGUGAUGGUCAAUUCAGCAAUAAUGACAAAUGUAUCACAGGUCUUCAUUACAAGGCCAAUGCUAAACCCUAUCAGUAUCAUGUCUGCUCUCAUUUACCCCUCGACAAUCAAGUUGAGGUUACUUUCAAUAUCAAUCGAUUGCAAAAGGGAGUAUACAAACUCAAUCAAGAUUCCAACGAGAUUAUUGACUGUUCACAGCCAGAUCAAAAACCCGUCCUGCUCAUCCUACAAGGUGGUGUCCAGUUGGGCUACAAUGGCAUGGCAGUCUACGAUACACAGGUACAACCCUUCUUCCGAGAUCCCGUCAUUCAAACUUGCAUCCAACACCAAAAGUUCUACCUCAUCUUUUGUCUUUCCAGUCAACAAGCACCCUUCUACGAUGAAAUGUACCCCGCGCAAACUCGCAAUCAAACAGCCAUUUUUGACCAGGAAAUGGAACGACAAUUUACCAAACAUUACAUUCGAAACGCCCACUUUAUCCAUUGGGCCAAUUUUACUGAGGGCGUCCAGUGGACGGAUGGAUUUCAUCUUGCAGCGCAAGGGAACUACUUCAAAUCAGCGCACACAUUUCAUUUGGCCAAUGCCAUUCUCCAAGAGAAAUUGGCGUUGAAGCAUCCCGAGUUUACACCGGCAAAGAAAAGCGAAUGAUUUAUUUGUGGAAGCAACAGGGAGGCGGUACGACAGCCAAGCGUCGGCAUUGAAACAUCCCAAGUUUGCGCCAGCAAAGAAAGAAAUUGAUUUGGAAGAGCAACAGAGAAGCGGUUACACAAAAGACAGUCCAAAGCCGCACCCGCCGUGCACGUACCACGGCCCACGAGAGCAUAUUUGGCACUUCCUGUGGAAUCGAAUCAUGUCUACAACGCCAGACAUUAGGUCAUCCCAGCCAGUGCUGACACAAUCAAUUAAUUUUCAACUCAUAGCUGGAUCCGGUGGCUUGGUGUUGCGGACACACGCGGCUGUUGCUGAGCCAGUCUCUUAGUACCAUAACUGGGGGUAGGGCAGGUGAAAUGUGGAUAAUGCUAGCUAGCUAGUACACCAAAACGUUGUAAGCCAAAAAAGCAGUCCUGCUAAAUGCAACAAGCAAAACGACCUCCUUGCCUCCUUCCUGCUUCUCUACAGACAGACAUUUGCGACUCUAAAACAUUUAGAACAGAACCUAUCUUUUCAACUACAAAAGUAUUUGCCCUAGCAGUCAUAGAAUAGCAAUGCACUACCGCUCCACGGAUAGCUAGCUAGCCAGCGGCUGACAGCAGACGCAACCAACUGGGAAACCCUUGAGCACCGGUGGUCUAGCCUGGCAAUCAAUCCUUGAUCCUCUUCUUCUGCCUCGGAAUCACCACUCUUCGUCCUCUUGGCCCUCUUCUGGGCAGCCGUUUUCACGAGCCCACUGCAGAAUCUCCAAAUGUCCUCCUUCAGCCGCAGCUGAGCAUGUAUCGGCAUCCCAGGGACAUCCAUUCUCUCGAGCCCAUUUCAGCAAUUCAAAAUGUCCUCCUUCAGCAGCUUUCAUGCAGGUUGUCUCGUCCCAAGGGCAUCCAUUGGCACGAGCCCAUUUCAGCAAUUCCAAAUGUCCUCCUUCAGCCGCAGCU